This is a messenger RNA of Sinocyclocheilus rhinocerous, 3161 nucleotides long. RefSeq names its product histone acetyltransferase KAT2B-like. Lineage: Eukaryota; Metazoa; Chordata; Actinopteri; Cypriniformes; Cyprinidae. Gene Ontology annotation, molecular function: histone H3 acetyltransferase activity; protein binding. The record is from RefSeq and is a predicted model, not a curated record. The transcript has 18 exons. Gene Ontology annotation, biological process: positive regulation of transcription by RNA polymerase II; chromatin remodeling. Bases 578 to 2968 code for a protein of 796 amino acids. Gene Ontology annotation, cellular component: nucleus; ATAC complex.
AGUUAACGGUAGCAACACUGUCAAGCCCCUAAGCAUACAACUGCCGUUUAACCUGAAGUUGAUUUUCCUUUAACAUUGUUUAAACCCUUUUCAUAUAACUUUUGGUGGGGUAUGCAAGUCUAAAGUAUGUUUAUUAAAGAGAUGACAUUAGGACUAGGCCCUGAUUGUAUCAAAGGCAUGUUAUUCAUGCAAGUGGCUUCACAUCCAGAUCUCUGCUAAUAAAAAUACUUUAAACCAGCCAGGCUUCUUGGCCUGGUCAGGCUGGUUUUAGAGAAGAUUUGGGGACAAGUUUCGAGCUAGUCAUUUUAGAAGUCAAUGUCUCUACAAACCAUGUCUGACGCUUUGAAUGUAUUUGACCUUGAAAGGAUCUUUUAGAAACGUGACAUAUUUGUAUCCCUCUCCGAAUCAUAACGGGAUAUUCAUUUUGUGCCUCCCCUAGUGGAGACAAGGUAGAUUUACAAUGUCAAAUAAAAAAGCAGGGAUGAACGCCAUGUCUGAUCCCGCUGUUGAGGGGUAGAGAGAGCGAACACAGCGGGCGGACUUCGAGGAUUCGAGUCGGAGCGCGGAAGCAGGCUCGAUGUCGGAGAGCACGGGGAUUCCUCAGGGCUCCCCGGCGGUGGGCGCGGCGGGCUCGGCCCCGGCUGCGCCAGGGGUCGGUGGAACCGAGUGUUCGGGCGCUGCUGUCGGUUCUGCACGUAUCGCCGUCAAGAAGGCGCAGCUCCGCUCCUCCCCGCGUCCGAAGAAACUGGAGAAACUCGGUGUAUAUUCCUCGUGCAAGGCUGAAGGAGCUUGUAAGUGUAAUGGCUGGAAGAGUCAAAACCCACCACCAACUCCGCCCCCUCCAACCCCGCCCAGGGCUGAGCAGCCAAUUGCUGUUAACUUAAUGGAGCCCUGUAGAAGCUGCAGCCACGCCCUCGGUGACCAUGUGACACACCUAGAGAAUGUUUCGGAGGAGGAGAUGAACAGACUGCUUGGAAUUGUACUGGAUGUGGAGUACUUGUACACAUGCGUCCAUAAAGAAGAGGAUCCAGAUACUAAACAAGUUUACUUUUCUCUGUUCAAAUUGCUACGGAAAUGCAUCCUGCAGAUGGGAAGGCCUGUGGUAGAAGCUCUGGAAAGCCCACCUUUUGAAAAACCAAGCAUUGAACAGGGUGUGAACAACUUUGUGCAGUACAAGUUUAGCCACCUACCUUCUAAGGAGAGGCAAACCAUUGUGGAGCUCGCAAAGAUGUUCCUCAACCAGAUCAACUACUGGCAGCUAGAGACUCCCUCACAAAGGAGGCAAAGAGCACCUGAUGAUGAUGUGGCUGGUUAUAAAGUCAAUUACACCAGGUGGCUGUGUUAUUGUAACGUGCCCCAGUUCUGUGACAGUCUCCCUCGGUAUGAGGCCACACAGAUUUUCGGCCGCACUUUUCUGCGCUCUGUGUUCACUGUAAUGAGGAAGCAGCUGCUGGAACAGGCCCGUCAGGAGAAAGACAAACUACCACCUGAGAAGCGCACUCUCAUUCUCACACAUUUCCCCAAGUUUUUGUCUAUGCUGGAGGAAGAGGUUUAUAGUCAUAAUUCACCCAUCUGGAGUGAAGACUUCAUGGUCCGUUUAUCAGGUGGACAGAUACCCACAGUGAUCAGUGCUCCGCCCGUGACCCGCCCCCUGUACCACACCAGUAGUCCCGCCCCAGUGGAGCUGGCUGGAGGAGGCAGCGUAAGCCCGGCCCGGAAAACAGCAUCCGCUUUGGAGCCCAAUCCAGGUGGAGAAAAGCGAAAGCCUUCUGAGCCGUUGUCUCAUGAGGACAGCAAACGACCCCGUGUGGUUGGUGACAUUCCUAUGGAAUUAAUUAAUGAAGUCAUGUCUACCAUUACAGACCCUACUGCCAUGCUGGGACCAGAGACCAGUCUUCUCUCAGCUCAUUCUGCGCGUGAUGAAGCUGCUCGAUUAGAGGAGAGGCGUGGCGUCAUCGAGUUCCAUGUCAUUGGAAACUCCCUCAACCAAAAGCCCAAUAAGAAGAUCCUCAUGUGGCUUGUUGGCCUGCAGAAUGUCUUCUCACACCAGCUGCCUCGCAUGCCUAAAGAAUACAUCACACGCCUCGUCUUUGACCCGAAACACAAGACUCUGUCUCUGAUUAAAGAUGGCCGUGUUAUUGGGGGAAUCUGUUUCCGGAUGUUUCCAACUCAGGGCUUCACUGAGAUUGUGUUCUGUGCAGUCACCUCCAAUGAGCAAGUCAAGGGUUAUGGGACUCACCUCAUGAACCAUUUGAAGGAGUAUCACAUCAAGCACGAAAUUCUCAACUUUCUCACCUACGCUGAUGAAUAUGCCAUUGGCUACUUCAAAAAGCAGGGAUUUUCUAAGGACAUUAAAGUGCUGAAGUCAAAGUAUGUGGGCUACAUUAAAGACUACGAGGGGGCCACACUCAUGGGCUGUGAACUGAACCCCUGCAUCCCUUACACUGAGUUCUCUGUCAUCAUCAAGAAACAGAAAGAGAUCAUUAAGAAGCUUAUAGAGCGCAAGCAAGCACAGAUUCGGAAAGUCUACCCUGGCCUGUCCUGUUUCAAAGAGGGAGUUCGUCAGAUUGCCAUUGAGAGCAUUCCAGGAAUCCGUGAGACGGGCUGGAAGCCUUUAGGGAAGAGCAAAGAGCUGAAGGAUCCAGACCUGUUGUACAGCACCUUCAAGAACAUCUUACAGCAGGUCAAGUCCCACCAGAAUGCAUGGCCCUUCAUGGAGCCUGUAAAGAAGAACGAGGCACCUGGUUAUUACCAAGUCAUCCGCUUCCCUAUGGACUUGAAGACGAUGAGCGAGCGUCUGAAGAGUCGUUACUAUACCACACGGAAGCUGUUCAUGGCUGACAUGCAGAGGAUCUUCACUAACUGCCGAGAGUACAACCCUCCCGAAAGCGAGUACUACAAAUGUGCCAACCUACUAGAGAAAUUCUUCUACACCAAGAUCAAAGAGACAGGCCUCAUCGACAAGUAAUCCAUCUAGGGGGCAAAGUAGUUUCCCUCUCUACCUCUUUUUCUCGACAUUUAUCAUAUAUAUAACUCCUUUUUAUCCCCAUUUAUAACCCCAUUGUUUUUGCAUCAAAAGGAGGGUUAUCUGAAAUUAAGAUGUUUAAAGGAAUAGUUGACCCCAACAUUAAAAUUUGCUGAAAAUGUACUUAACCUCAGGC